This is a messenger RNA of Abrus precatorius (Indian licorice), 1362 nucleotides long. RefSeq names its product F-box protein SKIP1. The transcript has 2 exons. The record is from RefSeq and is a predicted model, not a curated record. Bases 48 to 968 code for a protein of 306 amino acids. NCBI's taxonomy places the organism in Eukaryota, Viridiplantae, Streptophyta, Magnoliopsida, Fabales, Fabaceae. Gene Ontology annotation, molecular function: protein binding.
AUCAGAGAAUACAUAAAACAGAAGGCUCUGUAGGAGGAAAACAGAGAAUGGAAAUGGAAAGAAAGGAAGAAGAAACCGAGUCAGAGUGGGGCGAGUUGACUCGCGAGUGCCUCAUAAACAUCCUCUGUCGAAUCACCCUUGAGGAUCGAUGGAGAGGCACUAUGCUCGUUUGCAAGUCAUGGUUCAGCGCCUUCAAGGAACCCUCUCUUCACUCCAUCUUCAACCUCGAUCCCUUCUUCGACUCGCCCCGCGAGUCGACUCACUGGUGGACCCCCGAGUUUGAAGCCAAGAUCGAUUCCAUGCUUCGAUCGGUGGCCCAAUGGGCACAAUCCUCUCUCACCGAGAUUCGCCUCCGCCACUGCUCUGAUCGCUCUCUCUCUUUGGUCGCAGAAAGAUGCCCAAAUCUUGAAGUGUUGUCAGUCAGAAGCUGCCCUCGUGUUACUGAUGAUUCUAUCUCUAGGAUAGCUUUGAGUUGUCCAAAGCUUAGGGAAAUUGACAUAAGCUAUUGCUAUGAUAUAACCUAUGACUCUUUGGUGCUGAUUGGAAGAAAGUGUCCCAACCUUAAAGUUCUGAAGAGAAAUCUCAUGAAUUGGCUUGAUCCUUCCCAACAUCAAGGGAUUGUUCCUGAUGACUAUCUAAAUGCUUGUCCGCAAGAUGGAGAUUCUGAAGCUGCUGCCAUUGCAAAUUCUAUGCCUCAUUUAGAAUGGCUUGAGAUAAGGUUCUCCAAGUUGUCAGCUAAGGGCCUCAAUUUUAUAUGUCAGGGGUGUCCUAACCUUGAGCUUUUGGAUUUGUAUGGGUGUGCCAACUUAACUAGUCGAGACAUUGCAAAUGCAUCAUCUAGUUUGGCGAACUUGAAAGACAUUAAAAAGCCAAAUUUCUAUAUUCCGAGGGCUGUCUUCCACACUGAAAGAUAUGGACAUUGGAGAUUGUAUGAUGAAAGGUUCCAAACAGAUGUUUUCCGAAUCUAAGCAUUGAUAAUAAGAUCAAUCCAAGAUGUAAAUGCUGUGAGUCCAUCACUCCAUCUUCUUUCUGCUGAUCUGUGGAGAUCUUACUGGAGUUUAUAUGGUUACUGUCACACUCAAAUAUAUAUUGUAGAAAUUAUUAUCAUUGUCUAUGUAAUUAUAUGUUGUUUGCUUCUAUGAAUCUGCCAUGUAUUUCUGUAAAAGAUCGUUAUCUCAAGUUCAUAUACUGGAUUUACCUGGUAGUGUUCUAAUUAUUUCUUUUUUAUUUGGUAUUACUUCUUGUAUGUUCUUAGCCAUCUACCAUAACCAAUUAUCUCCAGAAUUAAUGUUCUUAAAUUUAACAUUUUUUUUUGUUCCCCCUUUCUUAAAUAGAGGAACCUCAUGGUUCCAAUAUUUAUGU